AUGGCAUCAUUUAUCUGGUGGAUAAUUGGCUUCUAUUGGGUAGUAUCUGGUGGAGAAGUUCUUCUGCGGAGUGCUCGACGUCUAUAUUGGUUGGCUGUGAUAUUUCUGGCAUUCGAUGUGUUCUUCGCCAUCUUUUGUGUUGUUUUGGCAUGUUUGAUAGGGAUCGCUCUUUGUUGCUGCUUGCCCUGCAUUAUUGCCAUUCUCUAUGCCGUUGCAGGCCAGGAAGGUGCAUCAGAGGCAGAUCUCAGUAUCCUUCCAAAGUACACAUUUCAAAUCUCAAGUGAGGAGGAGAAGCAAAGUAUAGGAGCAGGUAGAAUGGUUCCUUUGGAAACACACAGUGGAUACUUAGCAAACGAACAGACUCUUUUACCUGAAGAUGCAGUAAGUUAUUGCUUUUCCAUGAAAAUGCCAACGCAUAUGUUUCACUUGGUCCAUAACCCAUGGUAUUUGAAUGAUGGGAACAACUGGUAG
This is a messenger RNA of Ilex paraguariensis (yerba mate), 471 nucleotides long. NCBI's taxonomy places the organism in Eukaryota, Viridiplantae, Streptophyta, Magnoliopsida, Aquifoliales, Aquifoliaceae. The record is from the annotation of a GenBank genome assembly.